Molecule: messenger RNA, 2963 nt
Organism: Danio aesculapii
Lineage: Eukaryota; Metazoa; Chordata; Actinopteri; Cypriniformes; Danionidae
Gene: mns1
Product: meiosis-specific nuclear structural 1
Exons: 10
Coding region: 90-1601 (503 amino acids)
Biological process (GO): cilium organization
Cellular component (GO): motile cilium
Source: RefSeq, a predicted model, not a curated record
CUGAGCGCCGUGUAUUACACUUUGUCUAGUUAGAAACAAACAUUUAUACCGCACGGAGCUGAACAAAAACUUCCAGCACACCUUUAGGAAUGUCUUUCACAAGUCAACGGCGUAACAUCUCUCACAGCCACCAUCAGAAGAUGAUCUUGGAGCACCGCAAACAGGAGGAGAUGCGUGAAGAUCACUCCAAACGCGUCGCUAAAGAGCGGCAGCUUGAAGCCAACCUUAGCUGCGAAGACAGAAUCGAGAGAAAGCGUCUCCUGCGCAAGCUGCAAGAUGAAGAGUAUGGCAGACAAAUCGAGGAAUCACUUCUCAGAGCAGAAGAGGACAAAUUGUUCAGAGAGAGGCAGCUUGAACAGGAGGAGAGGAUGGCCAAGGAGUUGGCAAGAAUUAAUAAUGAGAAACUCCGAGAUGAGAAGAUGAGGCAGUAUAUUAAAGAGAACAGCGUUGAGCUUCGAGAAUUGGAGUUAAAGCUCAAAUCUGCUUACCUGAACAGAGAGCGGGCAGCGCAGAUGGCAGAAAAGGAAGCGAUGCGAUAUGAGACAUUGAGAGAAGAAGCUAUGAUUGCACGUACAAUGCGGGAUGAGCAUGAGCUUGCAGAGAUGGAGAAGGAGAAGCUGGAGCAGAAGAAGUAUGAAGAGGUGGUGCGAUACCAGCAAGAACUUGAACGGCAGCUUGAGGAGAAGGAGCGCAAGAGGCAGGAAGCCUAUGAGGAGUUUCUUAAAGAGAAACACAUGGUGGAUGAAAUCGUGCGCAAGAUCUAUAUGGAGGAUCAGAUGGAACUUCAGUUACAACUUGAUAAGAUGACGGCCACUCAGAGGUACAUUGAAGAUUUUAAAAAGCAACAAGCAGAGUGGAGACGUAUGGAGAGAGAGAAGGUGGAAGCAGAGAACAGACGCAUCAUUGAGUUUGCCCAGUACCAACAGAGGAAGGAGGAGGACAGAAUGGCCAAAGUUAGAGAGCGAGAGCAGGCAAAGGAGACCCUGCACAAAAUGCUUUCUGAGCAGAUUGAGUUGGAAAAACAACAGCGUGAGAAGAUGGAGCGCGCACGUGAGGAACUUUGCUUGGAAGAGCAGGCAGAAGCUGCAAGACGACAAGAAAUUGAAGAGAUGGAGAAGAGGAUACGGCAGCGUCUGGAGCUACAGCAAACUCAGCAAGAAAUGAUGGCCUUCAAGAAGUUGCGCUUACAAGAGGAAAAAGAGGAAGAGGAGGCCUUCAGACACAUGAUGAUGGCCAAAUUUGCAGAGGAUGAUCGCAUUGAGCAGAUGAAUGCUCAGAAGCGUCGUAUGAAACAGCUAGAACACAAACGGGCUGUGGAGCAGCUUCUGGAAGAGAGGAGACAACAGUAUCUGGCUGAACAAGAGAGGGAGGAACAGGAGAGAGCAGUUGAACUGGAGAGAGAAGCUCAGCGCAGGAAGAUCAUUGAAGAGGAGAGACAGAGGCUCCUGAAACAGCAUGCGACUAAACUGCUGGGAUACCUACCAAAGGGUAUUUUCAAAGAAGAUGAUCUGGAGCACUUUGAUGAGGAUUUUAAAAACAAUUUCAAGCAACGGCAGGCAGAUCUAUUCUCAGAUGAGGGCUGGGGAGAUGAUUCGCAGUAGGGUAAUUCCACCAUGAUGGUAAUUCAUGAACACUACAUGGCAUUCUUUUUUUUAAUCUGUCUGCACUGGACUGGUAUAGUUUACUGCUGGGUGUAUCUUCCAUUUUCACAAAAGAUUAAAACAAACGUCAGACAUUAUACAAACAUGUUUUCUUUAAUGUAAUUUACAUAGUAUGUUUAAGUUAAUUUUACUGUGUAAAUGUCAAAUUUAUUUAACCUAGUGAUUGUGGUUGAUGAUGAAAUAUUGGUCUUAAAAAGAAACUACCUAUUAAACAUGAAUAUUUAGAUUAUGUAAGGUGAAUAUGUCACAUUCUGGUUAAUACAGUGUUGUUUUCUUUUGUCUGAACCAUAUUGUUGAUUGUUCAUUAUUUAUAGAAUAGGUUAUUCAUCUCGAGUCAGAAAGCACGUAAGCAGUUCCUUUCCUCUGCGUGAUUUCAUUGCUUCCUAAGAAAGAACUGGACAUGGUUAAUGGUUGGCAGGCAGUAAAUCAUACAAGCAAGAAUUUAAUCAAAUGUGACUGCUCAUGUACAGUCAAGUCUGUCAGUGUCUCAACGUCUGUCAGUCAGUAUGUUCACUUAGUCCAUUACAUUGGUCUGCCCACUGUCAUAGCCAUAAUGUUCUUCCACCUACUAGAAGUGUCGACUUCUCAAUACCACAUCCAUACUAAAAAAUAUGUCAUGCCCCUCUUGGAAAUGAUCUUAUAAAGUUUCAUUUGAAAGGCUGUCAUCUUUUCAAUCUUAUUAAAUAUUGUUCUUAAAUUAAAGAGCCAUAUAAUGAAUAUCCUUGGACGUGUCAAUAAACCGAUUCAGCUUUCCGAUUCAACUUUUGCUCUGCAUCACCAUCAGCAAUCGAGGAAGUUCAUGCUCAAUGUUAAAGUCAGCGUGAACCAGCUUCCAACUAACUGGAAUAUUGAGUAGAGGGUAGGUCUUUCUUUUUACACAUCAUCCCCUCAUAGCACACUUACAGUAAGAGCUUAAAGAAUAUUGUGGCUGAAACCAUCAAACAGACAUCAUCAGAGAAGGACUGUCACUCCAAAUGUCGAAGCAAAUGUUCAGACUUUGAUUAAAGAUCAAAACAAACAUUUUUUUUUCUGCGGAUUAACUUGCACAGAUUAAUUGUUCACCUAAAGAAUAACAUUGUGCGCUUGCAAAAUAACCAUUGUCAUUGUCAGUUUAUUUCAUAUGGAUUUUCAGCCUGUUUAAAUCAGUUUUAUUAGAUCACCACAUAUUCUUCUUAUGUGCUAUGCUGAUAAUAAAGGCUCUUGUCUUCUCCAGAUAACUCAUCCCAGUGUCUUAAUUAUACCCUAGAAAUGACCUCAGAGUAGUAGUAGAGGUUUAAUGUUAAAAAGCAAUCAAUCAUUUUA